This is a messenger RNA of Beauveria bassiana ARSEF 2860, 603 nucleotides long. Its product is annotated as CFEM domain-containing protein. NCBI's taxonomy places the organism in Eukaryota, Fungi, Ascomycota, Sordariomycetes, Hypocreales, Cordycipitaceae. Bases 1 to 603 code for a protein of 200 amino acids. The transcript is spliced from 3 exons. The record is from RefSeq and is a predicted model, not a curated record.
AUGAAGUACGCCGUCGUUGCCGCUCUCUUUGCCCUGGCUGCUGCCCAGACCCGCGAGGACAUUCCCUCUUGCGCCACCACCUGCCUUGACGACGCCGUCAAGUCCGGCACCAGCUGCUCGACUACCGACUACGCCUGCAUCUGCCCCCAUGUGACUGAGCUCAGCGGCUCGGCCAGUGGCUGUGUCAUUCAGUCUUGCGGCGCCGACGUUGCCGUCGGCAAGGUUCUUCCCGCCGUCCAGGCUCUUUGCGCUGCUCAGGGCACUGCUACCGCUUCCACCAGCGGCAGCUCUGCUUCCGUCACCUCUACUACCCCUAGCUCCGGCUCCAGCUCCGGCUCCAGCUCCGGCUCCAGCUCGGCUUCUGCCACCAGCGGCAGCUCUGCUUCCGUCACCACCUCCGUUCCCGUCACCACCUCGUGGACCAGCAUCCCUUGCGACACCACCUUGGUUCCCCAGACUCCCGUCAACAACCAGACCACCUCCACCACUGUCCCCAUUGCUGGUGCCGCCGGUCUCUCUGUCGGAGCUGCCGCUGUCGUCCUCGCCGUCCUCGCUCUUUUCAGAGUGGGACAAGAAGCCAUUGUCACUGGAGAGUGGAUGUAA